CAUACUCAACCCUCUCUGGUGCGCUCAUUCUACUGUGUUUACUACUCGUAUUUUUAGUAAAAAUGUGCUAAAUGUGAUGAAUACUACUUAUUGUACAUUGACUAAUCGGAGAAUAAACCAACAACAUUAACUAACAACAACUAGAUGAAUGAGUAGAAAAAGGAAAUUAUUUUUAGAGGAGUCAGUCAUAGUCCGCCGUCGCCGCAUGUUAUUAUAACCAAUCGGCCAAAUUAAUCUCAACUCUAAACAUAUUUUCACAAAAUUAUCAUAUUUAGUUGCAGUUAACACCCUUUACGAUUUACAAGUCCAAAAAAUAAAUUGUUCAAAAUUGUUCUAAUAAAAUACAAAUAAAAUAAAUAAAUAAAAAUAUCGUGAUAUUUUGGUGCCAAAUUGUAAUUUAAGUGUUUUAAAGUUUAAAAUUAGAAAUGGAAUCAAAAGUCUGUAGUGCAUUAUUUAAAAUGUACAUCAUAUGCUAAUAAAAAAUCUGUGUAAAUAUAAUAAUUCAGUUAUUUGUAGCAAAAAAUAUGUUUGUGAGAAUCAACAGUUGGUUUUUGUAAAAAAAAGUUUUACAAUCUUUUAAAAAAAAUAAUAAAAAAAUUAAAUUAAUAAAAAUAUAAUAAUAUUUGUUAAAUUGUUAUACAAUAAGCAGCGAUAUUGUUGUUGUAUGUUGCCAUUACUUACAUACAAACAAACACAUACAAUUCAAUAUUUUACAUACACAUGUGGAUAAACUAAUAGGCGUGAAUUUUGUAUAAGUCUGGAGGAACGCAUUAUGGAUGAUGAUGACAAGAAAUUGGUUUCCGGCGAAAUACACAGACGUAGUCUAAGUCAAUCUCCGCUUGAGCAGGCAGCUAAAGUGAUUGUUAAGAAAUUUGAUGCCAGUAUAAAAAGUGCCAGUCUGGGAGCCACGGUCGACGAUAGUGGAGAUGGUGGCUGUUGUGCAGAUAACAUAGUAACAUAUACGUUGGCUAACGAAAGUGAGAAUCUGCCAGCAGAACAUCAACACAGAGUAAUGCCUCAACAACAAUACAGCAACGGAAGCGGAGAUAAAAUAUGUUGUGGUGAUAAGAGCAAAAACAAAGCGACUGACAUAACAUAUAAUUCAGAUGACGAAGAAGGCCUCGCUAAUCCCGGAAUUCAAUCCAAUAUUGAUGACAAUGACAUAGACGCAAUUCACACAAGGGAUAACAAUGAAAUGGCUAAUGACUGCACAAACACUGAUGGAGAUGGCGAUAGGAUAAAUGAUGAAAUUGAGAAUGUCGAGGACAUGUCAAAAAUACCACGUUUACCCGGCGAUGGUGCACAAAUGGAUGAUGAGAUGCCAUCAUCAGUUCGAGGUUCAACAUCAACGUUGGCUGCAAGUUUUCGGAAGCCUCGCAUCAAACCGAACAUUCCAUUGCGAGUACAAUCUGUUCGUAUAAUGGAAAGAAAAAUUCGUUAUGGACCAAAGAGAAGAACCGAAAGCUGUAGUGUAUUCGGCAGUACAAGUCUUGAUUUUGAUGCAGAGGAAGAUGGUCACAAACUUCCAUCACCACGACCACUAAGCAACGAUACCUAUUCAGCAUUUAAGAGUGGAAAUGUUAUUAAAGGCAUUUUGUGUCCAUCUUUGACAAACUCCUUUAAGCAGAGUUCAUUGGAACGUGCCUAUCUGACCUAUACGCAUAGACAACGGCAAAAAUCGCUAAUUAUUGUAAAUAUUGUGGACUUUAUACUGAAGGUGGCACUAGCUAUGAUCUGGUUUCUAAAGGAGACUGUUAAUAAAGUUGAUGUGGAAGUUAAUAUUGCAACCGCCAUAACGUGGUCAGUUUGCUGUGCCCUUUCCAACAUGGCCAUAUGCUUUCUGGGCUAUUGGCGAUGUUUUGCCAACAACUACUUACAUUGGGCUGCCGUAUGUACAUGGAUACUUUUUAAUAUACAAGGAUUUGUUGGAGAAGGUGUGGGGUUUGCUGAUCGAGAAUACUUAAUAUGGUACAUAUUAUUUGUUAUAUUUGUACCGUAUGCUAUGUUACCAUUACCAUUGAAAUGGUGCGUAGUAGGAGGUACAAUCACAGCUAGCUGUCAUCUAACUGUAAUAACCAUAAUUAAAUUGCAACAAGAGGAAAAAUCAAAUUGUGUGGCAUUUCAAAUAUUUGCUAAUUUUAUUCUUUAUACUGCCAUCAAUGUUGCCGGCAUGUACACCAAGUAUUUAACCGAUAGGGGUCAACGACUCGCAUUUAUAGAAACUCAUAAGGCGAUGGAACAUAAAAAGGAAUCGGAAAAGGAAUUACAAAAGACACAAAAACUUUUAGAUUCAAUUUUACCCAACAUUGUUAAUAAUCAAAUUCGCAGCGAGAUGUACAAAGGUACGGAUCCCAAUGUUGAAACGCAAUUUAAUAAAUUGUACGUUUAUCCCAUGGAUAAUGUGAGCAUAUUAUUUGCGGACAUAAAAGGUUUUACCGAACUCGCCAGUAAAACAUCUGCUCAACAACUUGUGAAAAUACUUAACGACCUUUUUGCACGUUUCGAUAGAAUAGCAGAGGAUAAUCAUUGUUUACGUGUCAAACUACUUGGUGAUUGCUACUAUUGUGUCUCACAAUUCGAAAGUGAUAACUGGAAAACACGUCCCGAUCAUGCAGUAUGUAGUGUUGAAACAGGCCUCCAUAUGAUAAAGGCUAUCAAGGAUGUUCAAUUGCACACACAUGUCGAUCUUAAUAUGCGCAUUGGCAUUCACAGUGGCUCCGUUAUGUGCGGUGUUUUGGGAAAUAAAAAAUGGCAUUUUGAUGUUUGGUCAAAUGAUGUUAUAAUUGCAAAUCAUAUGGAAUCUGGAGGAAUUCCCGGACGGGUUCACAUAUCGGAAGCAACACUAAAGUGUCUAAAUGAUGCCUAUGAAGUUGAGCCGGGUAAUGGGGGCAGUCGUGACAAUCAUCUGAAAAUGUUAAAUAUUAAAACAUUUUUAAUUAAACGCACAGAACCAUUAAGACCGAAAAGACGCUUUGGCACACGCAGCACCCAACAUCUAGCUAACAAUAAUGGCAGCAAUACAAGUACUCCAACUGCGACCACAUCGCCGACAAUUACCAGUAAAACGUUCGUACCUAAAUCCGUUUCCACUACGGUUGUUCAUAACGAACAACAGCAACAACAAACAACACCAUCACAACCACCACCGCCAUUAUCAGCAGCAACAACAACAACAAAUCCCACAACACAUGUACCACUUGCUGCGCUACAAAAGAAAAACAUUUCGUUAAGUUCAUUGCCCAAUGUAGUGGAAGGUGUCGCUAUGGGCCCAGCUGGCCUUUCAACCGUUUCCUCACCAACAGCACCCACUGCAGUAAAGGCGAAUGGCGGAAGUGUUCACAGUAUACUGGAUGCAAUUGAUCCAAAAUCAUUAAUUACAGAAGACGAACCGACCACAGAGUGGACACCAGAAAUACCUUUUAAAAAUUUAAAUUCUCCCGAUGAGGGCAUCAUACGUUCCGAUUCUGUUUUAGGAGAUCCAAGACAAUCACAACGUGUUUCUGUUACUCCACUGGAUGAGGAAAUAGAUGAAUUCAUUGAGCAAAACAUUCAAAUUAAUUCGAAUAAGAAAAUUCGACGAGAGUACCUUAGUCCUUGGACAUUAAAGUUUAAAGAUAGAGAUCAAGAGUUGAAAUUCUGUCAAUUGCGCGAGGACAUGUUUCGCUCCAACAUGUUGUGCGUAUUUGUAAUAUGGAUUUUCAUAGUAUUGUGCCAAAUUAUUAUUAUACCCCGAUGUACAAAUCUCUUAAUAUGCUUAGCAAUAGGAACUAUUAUUUUAAUAUUUAGCUGCAUAAUAGUCAUGGCUGAAGAAUUUUCAGGUCUACCGGAUGUUCUUAAACGGAAUUCAGCAAAAUUAGUACAUCAACGACAACGUCGUACCUAUUUCAUAUGUGCCAUUAUCAUUCUUAUGACAGUUUUAAGUUCAGUUGGUCUUAUUCUAUGUCCAUCCUCGACAUACUUCGAUGGUAGUGGCAACAAUAAUAACAACGAAAGUGUAAAACAUUCCACACCAUCGACCGAUACUUAUAAAGCAAUAUCCAAUCCACUUAACGGUAGCAGCAGCAAUGUGGCCAUUAUCAAUAACGGUGAAAAGGAAAUAAAAUUGAAUGUUGUUCUUUCAGCCACAAUUCAUCACAAUAUCACUAUAAAUGGAGCUGGCAGUAUUGUUGAUGCCAAUUCCCUGUUGGUGGACAAUUUAGCAAACGCUACAACCAAUGAAUUAAUACGCCGCAGUAUAGUGGAUGCCUUAAAUCUUACACAAGCCACAAACAACAUUCUCAAUAAUACAAUCGAACCAAUUGAGAAGUCUCAACGUUUUCGGAUACUUGGUAAUCAAGGCAAUGAUGAUACUAACAUUAGCCACAUUCAGAACAAUUUCAUGAUCCCCACGGAUGACAACUAUACGCUAUUUUAUACAGAUUUAUUUUUACGAAAUGAAUACUAUUCACCAGACUGUGCCCAUCCCGAGUACAUCGUAUUUACUUGGAUCUUGUGUUUAGUCUCGUUGGCAACAGCACUUAAGCUUUACUAUUUGGUCAAAGUGAUUAUGGCAAUAUGCAUGGUUGCAUUUUAUACUACUUUGAUUCAAUUAGUAUUUCCACUUAUAUAUCCCAAAGUUCUAAUUGAUCUCGAACAAUCACGUCUCGGCAUGCCCUUGGGAGUUCAAAUGUUAAUACUAUUAGUAUCGUUUUUGGUGAUGGUUUGCUAUCAUGCCCGUUUAGUUGAGGUCACAUCUCGUUUAGACUUCAUUUGGAAGGAACAAGCAGAACGGGAAUUAAUAAAUAUGAAAUCUAAUCGAGCAUUAAACGAUACAUUAAUUAAGAAUAUUCUACCCGACCAUGUUGCCGCAUACUACUUAUCUGACGAACAUACUGACGAACUGUAUUCGAAUAUGCACAAUUUGUGUGGUGUCAUGUUUGCUUCUAUACCAAAUUUUCAAGAUUUUUACUCCGAGGACAUUGACAAUGGCAAAGCCUGCAUACGAAUAUUGAAUGAAAUUAUUUGUGACUUUGAUGAACUAUUGGAAGAAUCGCGUUUCGCUUCCAUUGAGAAGAUAAAAACAGUUGGUGCAACUUAUAUGGCAGCAGCUGGCUUAAAUUGCGAUUCCUUAAGAAUGCGUGGUGAAACUUCAGAAGAUAGUGUCUGCAGUUUAGUGGAGUUUGCUUUUGCCAUGAAACAAAAAUUGGAAGAUAUCAAUAAAGAGGCUUUUAAUAAUUUUCAAUUGCGAGUGGGUAUAUGUAGUGGUUCCUUGGUAAGUGGUGUUAUUGGGGCCCGCAAACCAGUAUACGAUAUUUGGGGAAAUACUGUAAAUGUGGCAUCACGUAUGGACUCAACUGGCGAAAAUUGGCGUAUACAGGUGCCAGCUAGUACCGCUGAUUUACUAAAGGCUAAAGGUUAUACAUGUGUGAAACGUGGUGAUGUCAAUGUUAAAGGCAAAGGGAUUAUGACUACGUAUUUUGUUCUUCCACGCGGAGUUACCGAAAGUCAAUUAUCAUCACCUGUACACAUGCCAGCUGGUAUACCCAUGACUCAGACACCAAAUCUACAGCGGCAAACUUCACAUCAUGGUUCAUUUAGUGCAGUGGUCUUUGGAAUGCUCCAAGCUUCAAAGCGAAGUACAAAUAUGGCAGGAACUCCCACUGGUACACCUUCACCACAAAUAAGACGAGGUCAUAGAGGCAGUACUUUUAGUUCAGUGCGUCUGUCACAAAAGGCUACCAUCAACAAUCCUGUACGACGAAAUACUACAAGAGUUCGUGGACGUUCUUAUCGUCAGAAAAAGAGUUCUUCUAACAACUCAAUCGUUACACAAACAAGUGGUUCCUAUUUACCAUCAUUCCGUCGCAUCGAUCAAAUCGAAACAACAAUAUCAAAAAGUCAAAACGAUGCAUUAUAGCGUUUACGUUAUUGGGUCUAAAAUCCUAAACGCUUGUAAGGCAUAUAGAUGCACAGGAAUUUAAUUUAAUAUGUCUUUUAUAUAGAUUUAUGUAUGUAUGUAUGUAGAAAGUACUUAGUACAAGUUAAUUAAUUGUACGUAAUGUCAAUUUAAAAAAUAAUGACGAAUUGUAAUUUAAAAAUUUUAUUUACAAUACAAACAUACAAACUAAUUAAUUAAGUAUGUACAUCGCAAAUAUUUUCAUAAUCAUUUUAUAGAAUGUUUCUAUUUAGUCUUUAAUGUUUAUGUAUUAUAAUAAUAUUAAUACUUAUUGGUCAAAUGUUUUAAGAUGGUUAAAUAAGCUUAAGGAUCGGUUGCAUAGCACUUAAGAUUUUUAAAUUCGCAUUUUGGCCGGACAGUCCCAAACAACCUGUUCAACCUACUACUUACAGUUACCCCAAGCCAUCGACUGUCCAGGCUAUUUUAAUAUUUGCUUGUUCUACGCGGAAGUCAAUCGUCACCACAUAUAUUACGAUUAUACUGACAAAAAUCUCUUGCAUAUACAGGAGAUACUAAAGUUCUCGUUUACAAGAAGUAUAUCCGUGACGAAAGAAGAAUUAGAGUCAACCAGUUGGUUAAACGUUAGUGUAAAUCAUUGUUUUUUCGAAUAGACUCUUUGUCGAACUGCAGGGUAUUCUUUCAAACUUAAGUGUCAUGUCGUUCCUUAGUGUAAAACUACAAAAUAGAUUGUCAAUCAUCACGACAUUAUACAUACAUAUUUAUGCACAUAAAUACACAUAAAUAUUUAUUUAAUUUCAUCCAUAUUUUUACGACAUUAUUAUCAUUAUGCAUAAUUAUUUAACAAUUUCUAAUUGUUAACUUUCCUAUACUCACAAAAAAAUUCGGCAAUGAGGCCGAUGGGAAAUUACUACUUUCACAAGUGGUUCUAUGAAAGCGCUUUGAAACGAUUCUGAUUCUUCUUCCUUAAUCAUUUAGUUUUGCUCAAAUUUCUCUUCUCGAAAAUUGUUAUAUGGCAGCUUAAGUGUACAUAUACCUUAAUAUUUAUAAUGAUUAUUUUACGUUUAUUACGCACAUUUUCCAUACAAAAUUCCUAGAAUAAACCAUCAAUAACUUUAUUAAGCAUUUAUGAAUAUGAGGAAUAAACUUCCUAUAGAAGAGUUCCGGAGCAAGUUAUUAUUUAUAAUUUUUUUUCGAAAUUGUUAUUAUUGGGAACAGUAUUAAGAAACAGGAAGAAGGCCUAAUUUCAAUAUCUGAUACUUCUAAAUUCUACAUUCAGCUUCCACUAUAUCUUUUAUGAGUUUCUGGAUGUUACAGCGAUAUCACUAGUUCCAAGGUUGCUAUUUCCGAAAAAUGUCUGAUUUAAUGGUUACAAUAAAAUACCAAUAUUCAUAAAUAAAACUAUUUAGUUUUAAAACAAUGUUUUAUUUAUUUUUAUAAAAUUCAUUAUGGCUCUGAAAAUAUGGUACCCAAAGACUAACAAGGAUGUAGUUUUGUAAAGGUAUAGGAAGGUUAAUGAUUAAAUCCUAAUUUAAAAAUCCUUACUAAAAGUACCUUCUUCCAAAAUGUAAUAUUUUGACCGUUCCUUUGUUCAUUUGAUUUUUAAAAUUUAACAAAAUUUUUUAUUCCUUAAUAAUUGUGAUUAUGUUUAAGAUCUAAAUCAAAAUUUGUUUAAGAUCUAAAUCUUAAUUUGUUUAUAUAAAAUAAUUAUGUAUAAGAAAAGUUACAACAGUUAUUGUAAUGUUACAAACAUAUAAUGUAAUUUUAUACAAUUAUGUCCAAUUCAUAAUCGAUGUCGCAUCGUUGUAGCGUUGUAUGUUAUAUAAAUAAUUUUUUCCAAUAAAAUUUUUUGAAACAAAAAAAAUCAAUAAUAAAUUUAUUACGACAUACUACGAUACAACCGUACAACACCGAUUGUGAAUUUGAUAAUUAUAUGCGUAGUAACAGAAAUACCACUUAUAAGAUAAUAGUUUUUAUUUAAAAUUUAACAAAUAUUAAUUGUAUUGACAUUUUAAAUCUCAAGAUAAAUGUCUCCCUAAAAAUAUCUUUUUAAUGUUUUAAUUUAUUUUAAAUAGAAUUUGGUACAAAAAAAAUAAAUAAAUAAUAA
Molecule: messenger RNA, 8000 nt
Organism: Lucilia cuprina (Australian sheep blowfly)
Lineage: Eukaryota; Metazoa; Arthropoda; Insecta; Diptera; Calliphoridae
Gene: Adcy8
Product: adenylyl cyclase 78C
Exons: 23
Coding region: 773-5896 (1707 amino acids)
Biological process (GO): cAMP biosynthetic process; intracellular signal transduction; adenylate cyclase-activating G protein-coupled receptor signaling pathway
Cellular component (GO): plasma membrane
Molecular function (GO): adenylate cyclase activity
Source: RefSeq, a predicted model, not a curated record